AUGCGGGCCCCGGUUCGGCCCUCCUGGGGUCUGGCUUUGGUUCUUCUGGGCCUGGCUCCGCAGCUGCCCUGCUGGCGGUCCCGCAAGGAGGGCUGCCUACGUGCGGCCGACCUCCUGACCUGCGCGGGGCUGGGCCUGGAGCGGAUACCGGCCGAGGCACCGGAUGAUGCCGCCACCCUUGACCUGAGCCACAACCGGCUGCCGGCUCUGCGGACGGGCGCCUUCUGGGGCCCGCCGCGUCUGCGCGUACUGCGCCUGGCGCACAACCGGCUGACGGUGGUGGAGCCGGGUGCCUUCCAAAACUCCUCCGGGGAGUUGCUGCGACACUUGGACCUUUCGUCCAACAAGCUAAGGGCUGUGGAGGCCGCCGCCUUUCAGGACCUGCCGGGCCUGGAGGAGCUCCUGCUCUUCGACAACCUCCUGGCCGAGGUGGAGGGCGAGGGCCUGGCGGGGCUAAGCGCGCUGCGCCGCCUCUACCUGGGCCACAACCGGCUGACUGACUUUCCCUUCCGGUCCAUCCAGGGGCACUCCGAGCUGGUCUUGCUGGAUCUUUCGUGGAACCGGCUCCCCCGGCUGCCCCUGGAGGACCUGAGUGGCCUCUCGGUCGGACUGCAGCAGGGCCUGUACCUUCACGGCAACCCGCUAGUGUGCGACUGCGCCGCCUACCGAAUGUUCCGCCUCUGGGAGCUGCGAGGCUAUGCGGCGGUGAGCGACUUCCGCCGGGAUUACACCUGCCUGAUGUACGGGAUAAGCGGCGCAGCGGCGCGUUUCCUCCCAGAUUUUCCACAACCGUGCGACGCCCCGGUCAGGCUGGAGGUGGACGCGGGACGCCCCGCGUUGCUCCACUGCACCACAGCGCUAAGCGGCGAACACGUCACCUUCUUCUGGGUCUCCCCUAAGCUGGAGUACGUGGCGCCGCCCGGCAACGGCGGCUCGCUGAAGGCUUUCGCCAAUGGGAGUCUGGAGAUCUCUCUGGCCCAGGCAGAGGAUUCCGGGCUCUACCUCUGCGUGGCCCUGGACGCGACCGGGCGGCGCAACGAGACGCGAGAGGUGGAGGUGACGGUGAGAGUCCCGCACACGGGGGCUGAGCACGAAUCCUUCAACACCGGCUACACCACCCUGCUGGGUUGCGUGGUCAGCCUUGUCCUGGUACUCAUGUAUUUGUAUCUGACGCCCUGCCGCCGCACCCCCCGCAGCGAAGGGGCCUCCGCCCGGGUCGAAUCAGAAGGCGCUGUUUCUUCCACCAACAAACACGUGGUCUUUCUGGAGCCGGCGGAAGAACGGCGGAACGGGCGGCUCGGUUCGCGGAAAAAGCUCCCGGACGAGCCCCCGAAGCAGCUGUAG
Messenger RNA from Nerophis lumbriciformis (worm pipefish), 1344 nucleotides. NCBI's taxonomy places the organism in Eukaryota, Metazoa, Chordata, Actinopteri, Syngnathiformes, Syngnathidae. The record is from RefSeq and is a predicted model, not a curated record.